AUGGAGUCUGUCGUGCUGCGGACUCUCCUCCAAGUGCCGCCUCCAUCUGGGCCGUCGACUGAUGAGGCUACCGACGAGGCUGCCAUUGCUCUCGCAGCGCCCGCCAGGGCUGUCAGGAGGACGUAUCCCGGGGCACCUCAGCGCGGAGAUUCGAUUGACCUUUGGCGAGCACCGACCCUUGUCGAGGCCGCCGCCGGCUCGGGGGCGGCCACGCCGCAGACGGACGAUGAUGAAGACCUCGAGAGGAGCGGCCCCGGUUCUUCGCCUCUGUCGAGCCCGGAUGCCGUCGAAGCGCUGUCGAGCGUCUGGCAUCCGUACAUGAACCGCUUCCGGCUUCUUGCCGUGUGUCUGGCCAACAUGGCGAAUGCGCUAAACGACAGCGCCGCCGGUGCCUUGAUCCCGUACAUGGAAAAGUAG
Molecule: messenger RNA, 417 nt
Organism: Drechmeria coniospora
Lineage: Eukaryota; Fungi; Ascomycota; Sordariomycetes; Hypocreales; Ophiocordycipitaceae
Exons: 1
Coding region: 1-417 (138 amino acids)
Source: RefSeq, a predicted model, not a curated record